UGGGAUGAUGGGAUGGGAGAUUCCAGAGGAUAUCCCAGCAGCCAGGGCUUUCCCGGGAAUGCCGUGCAUGAGCAGGUCUGGGAAUAAUCCACGCUUUUUCUUGGGAUUUUUGGCAGCUCUUUGCAUUCAGGAGGGAAGCGAAGGAGCAGAUUCCCGGUAUUUCUUUCUCUGCUGGAUCACGGCCAUUCCCUCAGGAAUUCCAAGCCCACCUGAGCCAAGAAAUCCUAGAAUGGGCAGUGGAUCCAGGGCUGUGCCAGGCGGGAAAAGAUACCCCCGGACUCCCAGGGUUAAAUCCCGAAUCAGCCAGAGGGAAGCUCCAGGAGAAACCCUGGGAAUGCGGGGAGGGAAUUGGGAUCAGCCCGGUUGUUACCGGGGACCAUCCCAACAUAGGAACCAUCCCUGUUCCUAUGGAAUUCUCAUGGAUGAAGCUGGAAUUCCGGGAGGGAUCCUCAUCCAGCGCUGCUGGGGAUGGCACCGGAGCCCGGCCGAGCUUGGCUCCAUCCCGGCAUUCCCAGGACAUUCCCACGGCCCAGCUCCUAUUUCAGGGCUCUUCCAUCUAUUUAAGGAAAGGGGAAAACGCUCUGGAAUCUCCGCGCGUGCGCGGGAAGAGCCCGCGCCAAAUAUUCCCUUUUUUUUUAUUAUUAUUAUUUUGUUGUUUUCAGAGCCCGAUAUCCACGGAUCCCACGGCUUUUUCAGCCGGGAUGUUUUCCUUCCCCUUUUUUUAGCAACACGUGCCUGAAAACUCCCGGCCCUUAUUAAGGCCUUGGAAAACUCAGCUGGUGCCGCCGGAGGGAAUAAAUCAAAUUCUUGGAAGGAGGGGGGAGGGGAAAAAAAGGUUUAAAAAAAGGGGAAAAAAGGCAGGGAAGCGUUCUUCCCUAAACUUUGGGAUGGGAGCGAGGAGCCGGCGGGAAAGGGAAGCCAGGGAGCUCCACGCUACAGGAAGCCGCGGCCUCCGGUGAUAAAUAGGAAAGCCGGGAGCACAGGAUGCGUUCGGGGAGAGCUCGGCGGGACACGGGGAUGUGACCGCGCUCCGGUCGCUCGCUCACUUGUCCGGCGGGAUGGCCGCGCUCCGGCCGCUGCUGCCGCUGCUGCUGCUGGCCUGGCGCUGCCGAGGGGCGGCCGUGGAGGUUCUGUGCGCGGCCGGCGCCUGCUACACCCUGCACCGCAACGAGAGCACCUGGGCCGGGGCGCAGGAGCGCUGCCGGGACAACGGCGGUAACCUGGCCGCGGCGGGCAGCGCCGCCGAGGCCGAGCGCCUGCGGGAGCUGCUGGCCACGGCCCGCUGGACCGGCCCGGCCUGGCUGGGGCUGGCCCUGCCCCGGGGCCACUGCGUGCGGCCGCAGGAGCCGCUGCGAGGCUUCUCCUGGGCGGCGGGCGGCGAGCCGGGAGACUUUUCGGAGUGGGCGGCGGAGCCGGCGGUGACCUGCGUGAGCCCCCGCUGCGUCUCGCUGCGCCCGCCCGGCCCGCACGGCCCCGGCGGCUGGAGCGACCGCGCCUGCCGGAGCUCGCUGCCCGCCUUCCUCUGCAAGUUCAGCUUCCAGGGCAUGUGCGGGCCGCUGGCCGCCCGCGGCUCCGUCACCUACAGCACUCCCUUCGGGGUGCGCGCCCCGCGCCUGGCCGCCGCGCCCUUCGGCACGCUGGCCGAGGUGCGCUGCCACAGCGGCGGCCGCUCGGCCUUCGCCGUCUGCAAGGGCCCGCUGGACGGCGGCGGCUUCGCCUGGCACCCCCCGGGCCCCCUGUGCCCGCUGGCCUGCGGCCACAGCAACGGCGGCUGCGAGCAGCUCUGCCUGGACGGGCCCGGAGAGUCCCCGCGCUGCGCUUGCCACGCCGGCUUCGUGCUGGCCCCGGACUCGGUGUCCUGCCUGCCCGAGGAUCCCUGCCUGCCCAACCCCUGCCAGGGCUCCUGCCGCCCGCUGCCCUCCGGCUUCCAGUGCUCCUGCGAGCCCGGCUACGUCCUGGCCGCCGACGGCCGCGGCUGCUCCGAUGUGGACGAGUGCGAGUCGGGGCCGUGCCAGCAGCGCUGCCGCAACUUCCCCGGCGGCUUCCAGUGCCUGUGCCGGGCCGGCUACCGCCCCGCGGGGCCCGCCGGCCGCCUCUGCCACGACGUGGACGAGUGCGCCCAGCCCCACGCGUGCCCGCAGCUCUGCAUCAACAUUCCCGGCUCCUUCCGCUGCGCCUGCCGGCCCGGCUUCCAGCGGCAGCCGGGAGGAGAUUCCUGCCUGGACGUGGAUGAAUGCCUGCGGGAUCCGUGUCCCGGCGCCUGCCGCAACUUCCCCGGCGGCUACGAGUGCCUGUGCCCGCCCGGCUCCCUCCGGGACGGGGAUGGGCGCGGCUGCAGCCCCGCGGAGGCGAUCCCGAGCAGCGUCCCAGCGAGCUCCGGCAGCAUCCCGCCGGGGAGCUCCGGCAUCCCCCAGACUUCCAGCGUCAUCCCACCGAGCUCCAGCAUCAUCCCACCGAGCUCCAGCAUCAUCCCACCGAGCUCCAGCAUCAUCCCACCGAGCUCCAGCAUCAUCCCACCGAGCUCCAGCAUCCCCCAGACCGGUUCGGACUCGGACGGCCCGCGGCUGCUGCUCUAUUACAUCGUGGGCAGCCUGGUGGCCAUCCUGCUCCUGCUGGCGUUCGCCCUGGCGCUCGUGGCUUGCAGGAGAAGGGCGGCCAGGAGGGAGAAGCCGCCGGCCAAAAGCGCGGCCGAUAAUUAUUGCUGGGUGCCCGAGCAGCCCGAGAGCCGCGGGGAGCGCAGGUAGGAGGGGGUUAAAAAUCCCAAGGGAAGGCUGGCAGGGAAUGCUCUGUGCCCUGAGGGAGCUCCUCUGGCCGUUCCGGUGGGAUCUGCAGUCCUGCUGCUCCAGGGGAGGGAGGGGAAGGGAAUGGGCUGGAAUUUGUCUCCGAAAGGCAAAUUGGAAUUUAUGGGAGCGCGCUCCUGAAAGGAAACGGCUCACUUGGAAUUCUCCUGCUCCCCCUGGAACAUUCCAGACUUGCACUUGUCUCGUUCGCCUG
Molecule: messenger RNA, 2994 nt
Organism: Pseudopodoces humilis (Tibetan ground-tit)
Lineage: Eukaryota; Metazoa; Chordata; Aves; Passeriformes; Paridae
Source: RefSeq, a predicted model, not a curated record